Molecule: messenger RNA, 636 nt
Organism: Contarinia nasturtii (swede midge)
Lineage: Eukaryota; Metazoa; Arthropoda; Insecta; Diptera; Cecidomyiidae
Product: cuticle protein 16.5-like
Exons: 4
Coding region: 110-496 (128 amino acids)
Source: RefSeq, a predicted model, not a curated record
GUGGUCGUAAAACUAAUGAGCAAUGGCAACUGACCACCACUUGAAUUUUUUUAGAUUCUGAUAAAAAUAAUUUAUUUGGAUUUAGAUGAUUUAGGAAGUAUAAAAGGAGAUGCAAAAUCACAAUCUGUAUCAGUUCAUUUGGUACAAUCGUAGCAAUCAAACUAAAAACAAACUUUUCAACAUGUUCAAAUUGUUCGUAUUGUCUGCUCUUCUUGCUUUGGCCGCUGCCAAGCCAGGUUAUUUGCACGGCGCAGCACCAGCCUUUGUAUCAGCUCCAGUUGUGUCAACCUAUGCCGCAUCUCCAAUUUCAUAUUCCGCUCGAGCUUACACUGCUGCUGCUUUUCCAGUUUCGUAUGCUGCUGCAUCAGCAAUCUCCACCUAUCAUGCUCCAACUCUUGCCGCUCCACUCCCAUACACACAUACCUAUUCAUACCGUGCAGCCGCGCCACUUUCUUAUAACGUAGCUCCAUUGGUCUAUAAAUCAGCUGCUUGGUGAAUAUCGGAUGAUCGACAAAAUCCAACGUCACAAUCAUCCACAUAAUUAACCACUGUCAAGGGAAAAUUCGAUAAAAUGUGAAUAGAUCCAAGAUUUUUCGCAAAAAAAUAUUUUUCAAACUGUAUCAAAAAUUUCAAUAA